Dictyostelium purpureum is the source of this 597-nucleotide messenger RNA. RefSeq lists its product as uncharacterized. The transcript has a single exon. The coding region runs from base 1 to 597 and encodes 198 amino acids. The record is from RefSeq and is a predicted model, not a curated record. Lineage: Eukaryota; Evosea; Eumycetozoa; Dictyosteliales; Dictyosteliaceae.
AUGAACGAUUAUUUUGUUUUAUUUUGUCAAACCAUUAUCACAUUGGUUUUUUCCUUCUUAUUUGGUUUGGGUUUAAUCAAAUACUAUUUCAACAAAAAUGGCAACUACAAUGGCAACUACAAUGGUAACUACAAUGGCAACUUCAACUGCAAUGGCAGCCACAAUGGCAACCACAAUGACAACCACAAUUACAUAAAUAGAGGACCAUCAAACUACCCUGCAUUCAACCAAAGCGAAUCACGUCAUUCCGUUUCAGGUUCAACACAAUCAAACAAUGAUCAAGAAUCAGGUCAUAUCAAUAAAAGAUCUUCAUCAAACUACCCAACAUUUAACCAAGAUGAAGCACGUCAUACCGUUUCUGGCGUCCCACAAGAAAACAAUUCUCAAGAAUCAGGUCAUAUUCACAAAAGAGAGCAAACUAGCUACCCUGCAUUCAACAAAAAUGAAUCACGUUUUUCUUUUUCUGGUUCACAAUCAUGCAAUAACCCAGAAUCACCAUAUCAAUGUAAUGGUGCAUAUUCCAAUGGUGAACCACCAUUUGUUGAGGAGUAUGACGAGGAUAGCGGAGAAUGGGUUCCAUAUUCUAAUUUAAAUUAA